UGUACCUUGGUUUGCAACGUGGCGACCUAGACGUCAAGGAAUUAUACAGAAUCUUGAUCUUUCCUAUUUCAUCAAAUUGGUGAUUUGAAACAUCAGACAAUUUGUAAUCGGGAAAGAGAUGGAUGAUCCCUCAGAAGACAGUCAGCCAGGUCAGCCGGGUGUUGUCAAAAAGAUUUUUAUAACAAUAUCCCAGAGAUACCAAACAUUUCUUGACACAACAGUUCCACAUCUUGCACUACGAUGGAUUUCAACUCUGGUUAUGAUACUGCUGUUUCUCGUCAGGGUACUUUAUCUUCAGGGCUGGUACAUAGUCACAUAUGCUCUUGGUAUUUACCAUCUUAACCUGUUUAUCGCAUUCUUGACACCUAAAAUUGAUCCAGCUUUAGAAGAAUUAGGUGAGGAGGACCUAGACGAAGAUGGGCCUGAACUUCCUACUAAAGCUGAUCAGGAGUUCAGACCUUUUAUCAGAAGGUUACCAGAGUUUAAAUUUUGGUAUGGAGCAACAAGAGCUGUUGUUAUUGCCAUAGCAUGUACAUUUUUUGAAUUUUUUAACAUCCCUGUGUUCUGGCCCAUCUUAGUCAUGUACUUUAUUGUACUUUUUAUCAUCACAAUGAAGAGACAAAUUAAGCAUAUGAUACGGUACCGAUAUCUACCAUUUACUUAUGGAAAACAGAAAUACAAAGGCAAAGAUGAGUCAAGUGAUGUGAUGAAAUCAUAAGGUUAAAGGACAAAAAGUUAUUGUUGCAAAGUUGUACAGUAGAAUUUUUAGUUAUGGCUAACAGGAUGUGUACAUCUGAGUUGAUAAAAAUGCAACCUCAGAACCUCAUCUUUCAUCGUCUGAAAUUGGAGUAAUUACUGCAAUUAUUAGUAUUGAUUUUCCUCUCUGUAGAUUAUUAUUAAUUUUGAUCUAAAAAGUGUCAAUGUUAAGGUCUGUUGGUUAAGGAAAAAAGGUUAUUUUCAAUGUCUCAUUCAUGUACCAAACUAUAGGGAAAGUAUGCUUGUCCUACCUUCACUCUUAAGACCUACAUUUUCUGUGGUGUACCAACAAGGAGAAUUUGUUUGAAAAGCAGUAAGCCUCUUAAAUUGGUGAUCAUUUCCAUUAUUCUCUGGAUCUUUACAUUAGAUUCAAGUGUGGUACUGUGAGGAAAAAUUAGAAGGAGUUAAAUUAAAGGUUAUUACAGUUUACAUAACACUGUACACUCAAGAUGUCAGUCGUAUCUAGUUUUUCUUACUUACGACUGUGCAACCAUUUUAUUCGGAAAUUUACAUUAUGAGGCAGAUUCUUAGAUGUAAAAGAAUCCUCUUGUUUUUAAAUAAAGUUUAUUGAUAUUAGAUUUCUAGAUGCCCUCUAUUUCCCAUUUUCUCCCUUGUCUAUUUUGUGGGAUAAGGUAAAAGGAGAAAUGUACAAGUCUCACCAUCCAUCAUUUUUUAAACUGCAUACACCAGUAAGAAUGGGGAAAAGAUGGCCUUACCUUGAUCUGCAGUAUGUUUGAGGUUUCUGAAAGACAGGGUUGCUGUCUUUGCUGUCAUGAAUUUGGAAUGUAGAAACAUUCAGUAACUAUUAAGUAAGAUGAUAUGAACCUUUUACUCAGAUGAAUGGGUGAUUCCUUAUGGCUCACCUUCCUUGUAGAUAUCUUCAAUUGAGAUGAAGGCUUCAUGUAUUUAGGUCAUAGAAGACUAAAACUUGGUGUGCAUGUCCAUUUGCGUUAAAUUCUUCUUGUUUGAAAAUUAAAUAGAUUUUCUUAAAA
Molecule: messenger RNA, 1748 nt
Organism: Pocillopora damicornis (cauliflower coral)
Lineage: Eukaryota; Metazoa; Cnidaria; Anthozoa; Scleractinia; Pocilloporidae
Product: protein RER1
Biological process (GO): retrograde vesicle-mediated transport, Golgi to endoplasmic reticulum; protein retention in ER lumen
Cellular component (GO): Golgi membrane
Source: RefSeq, a predicted model, not a curated record